This is a messenger RNA of Clarias gariepinus (North African catfish), 1250 nucleotides long. RefSeq names its product NADH:ubiquinone oxidoreductase core subunit S8a (gene ndufs8a). The transcript is spliced from 7 exons. Gene Ontology annotation, biological process: mitochondrial electron transport, NADH to ubiquinone; mitochondrial respiratory chain complex I assembly. Lineage: Eukaryota; Metazoa; Chordata; Actinopteri; Siluriformes; Clariidae. Gene Ontology annotation, molecular function: 4 iron, 4 sulfur cluster binding; NADH dehydrogenase activity. The record is from RefSeq and is a predicted model, not a curated record. Gene Ontology annotation, cellular component: membrane. Bases 84 to 716 code for a protein of 210 amino acids.
CGCACUUCCGGUGUAUUGAAUGUCCGUUGGUUAAGUCGUCCGCUGUUCUGGUUUAGAAGGCCAAAUAGCGACAAGCCGGCGUAAUGGCUGCAACGUUACGUCUCCUCUUUUCUGUGUCCAGGCCAGGCUCCUUUGGAGCAAGCCACAGUCUUGUGCGUCCUCUCAGUUUGUCAACACACAGAGAGGGCUACAAGUACGUGAAUGCUCAGGAACCCGCUAAUGAUAUGAAAUCCAUCACAGACCGAGCAGCUCAGACCCUGCUCUGGACAGAACUGUUCCGAGGUUUGGGAAUGACUAUGAGUUAUCUUUUCCGCGAGCCUGCCACCAUUAACUACCCGUUUGAGAAAGGCCCACUGUCCCCUCGCUUUCGUGGAGAGCAUGCGCUGCGCCGGUACCCGUCUGGAGAGGAGCGCUGCAUUGCCUGCAAGCUAUGUGAGGCCAUCUGCCCAGCACAGGCCAUUACAAUCGAAGCUGAACCUCGUGCUGAUGGCAGCAGGCGAACAACCCGUUACGAUAUCGACAUGACAAAAUGUAUUUACUGCGGGUUUUGCCAGGAGGCGUGUCCUGUGGAUGCCAUUGUAGAGGGGCCAAACUUUGAAUUUUCUACAGAGACUCAUGAAGAACUUCUCUAUAACAAAGAAAAGUUGCUCAAUAAUGGAGACAAAUGGGAGGCUGAGAUUGCAGCCAAUAUUCAGGCUGACUAUCUUUACAGAUAGACAGAAUGUCUGCGUUCUGACACACACACACUCACACACGCUCUGACUGACCGACAGACUAUCAACAAGGUUAUCUCCAUCAAUAAUGAUCCCUGAUAAAGUGUUCAGAGGUAGCUUCAAGUUAAGGUUAAGAGGCCCAAAGGAUUGCAGUAUAUACAUUGUGGUAUUAUUCUUGCCUGUCUAAUAAUUCAAAAUGAGGAUAAUACAGUGAUGUUUUUUGGAAACUCUAUGGCCAAAAAGAGAUACCAGCCCUGAACUCUGUUUUAAAGCGUGGCACUUACUGUAACUAAAGUACAAUACUUCUGAUUUGCCGUCACACGGACUGAACAGUUUUUCCAAACACUCUCUUUAUCUUUGUGGUGCAGAAUGUGAGACAGCCUGAAUAAAAUUUUUAUGCCAUUUUGAAUGUCAAUUCAGGUAUUGGGCAAAAUAACAUUUGUCAUGUGGUGACUUACAGAAAGACAGACCGGAUUGUGUGUCCAUAUAAUAACUGUACAAAAUAUCUGUAUUGAAUAAAUUAAUGUUAAAAAAGAA